Messenger RNA from Hibiscus syriacus, 1203 nucleotides. RefSeq names its product acid phosphatase 1-like. The record is from RefSeq and is a predicted model, not a curated record. Bases 177 to 947 code for a protein of 256 amino acids. The transcript is spliced from 3 exons. NCBI's taxonomy places the organism in Eukaryota, Viridiplantae, Streptophyta, Magnoliopsida, Malvales, Malvaceae. Gene Ontology annotation, molecular function: acid phosphatase activity.
ACUAAUAUACCAUCUUUCAUUUAAUAAAUAACCAUUGCAUGUGGUUAUCCAAGGCUGGAUUAUGGCUCCAUUCCAGGGCCCAGACCCCACCUCCCAUGUGAUGCUUCCCUUUUUAUGCCCCUCACUCAACGUUCCGAAUUCAUCUCAAUCUUCAUUCCUCACCUAGACUCUGCAAAAUGGCAAGGAAAACUUUGCUCCUUCUGGCAUUGACAUGCCUCUUCAUCGGCCUCGCAGCCGCCGACUGGAACAUUUUGAACCCGAAAUGGAGACUCGACGCAAAACAAGAUCCCUGGAAGAACUACUGUGAAAGUUGGAGGAUCAAUGUGGAGCUGAACAACAUAAGGGAGUUCGAAGCAGUUCCCCAAGAAUGCGUCAAUCACAUCAAGAAGUACAUGACUUCGUCUCAGUAUGCGGCCGACUCCGAGCGAGCAAUCGAGGAAGUGAAACUAUACUUGAGCCGCUGCUGCUCAUUGAAAGGUGACGGCAAAGAUGCAUGGAUUUUCGACGUCGACGACACCCUGAUCUCCACCAUCCCUUACUUCAAGAAACAUGGUUUUGGGGGAGAGAAGGUGAACUCAUCUUCUUUGGAGGCAUGGAUGAAAGAGAGCAAGGCACCAGCUCUAGACCACACAUUCAGGCUCUUCCAUGAGAUCAAAGACAAAGGGAUCAAAAUCUUUCUAGUCUCUUCAAGAAAAGAAACCCUUCGAUCUUCGACCGUCGACAACCUCAUGAAGGUUGGAUACCAUGGAUGGGCUAGUCUCAUCUUAAGGGGCCUUGAUGAUGAAUACAUGCAUGUGGAGCAAUACAAGGCCCUGGCAAGGAAGAAGUUAGUGGAUCAAGGAUACCGCAUAUGGGGAAUCGUUGGAGAUCAAUGGAGCAGCAUAAAGGGGCUGCCAGAGGCAAAGAGAACAUUCAAGCUCCCAAAUUCCAUUUACUACCUGUCUUGAAACUUCAGCUGAAAUCGAUUUCUGUGCCCAUUUUUCCACCUAAUGUGCUUUUAUUUUCUAUAAAAUUUGAACAAACACUGGAACUAAGGAUGGUAGAGAAGAAGCCAAAAAUAGCAAAGCAGGGCACAAAAUUAGAGCUCUAUAACUCUGCCUUCAAAAUCUAUACACAAGACUCUGCCUGCAAGAAAUCAGUGUUUUAUUUUCUAUCAAAAGUUGUUCAUUCUUGGAUAUUUUUGCAGAAAUUUCUAGUUGUCAA